AUGGCAGCAACGUCCGCGCAAAGCUGUGUGCGCUAUUGUAUCACGCAGCAACACACAGAGCAUGUCUUGGACGUUGCUGCCUCGUUGGAAGUUGGCAAGGCAAGUCAAACGCGCCCAAGUUCUCGCGAGCAGUGCAGUAGGUACUUCUUUUCUGCUACCACUGACUCGAACGACGAAACGACUGGGCGAUGGCGUUGUACCCUCUUCCAGAGCAUGUACGCCCAAGAAGAAGGCAGGGGUUACACGAAUCUACUAAAUCGAAAUCGCGCACAGCAUCGAAAUCGCGAACUGCAAUAA
Aphanomyces astaci is the source of this 297-nucleotide messenger RNA. RefSeq lists its product as hypothetical. The transcript has 2 exons. The record is from RefSeq and is a predicted model, not a curated record. NCBI's taxonomy places the organism in Eukaryota, Oomycota, Saprolegniomycetes, Saprolegniales, Verrucalvaceae. Bases 1 to 297 code for a protein of 98 amino acids.